AUGGAGCAGCAACAAGUUGUGCAGGUGGCGUGGGUGAACGAGGGCCGCGCUCUGGACGUCUCCCUCCCUUGUCCCGACAUUCGCAGCCUCAAGUACCCCCUCCAACCCAAGACUGCGGACUCCCGCAGCCAGGAGCUGGCCAAGCAGAUGGGCGGCGGUGUACCUGUGGACAUGCUUCGGCUGUGCGUAGGCAGCAUCAAUGUGACGUCCGAGAUAGACAGGCCCCUCGACUACUACCUCAUCACCAACGAGCCCUGGUUCGUCCGCUCCCCCAUUGAAGCCUCAGUCAUCAGCAUCCAAAAGACGGGCGACGAAGGCCAAGAAGUGCGCCAGGAACCGGUCAAGGUGUGGCUGAGGCGCGGCUGUUCGUCCUACGCGAUUUCUGCGGCCCUGCAACGUGCGGGGCUUAGGACGGCGGACAUGGAGCUGCGCACCGACGGCGGUGUCAUCAUCCCCGAAGGCUCUUUCUCGAAACAGGCACUUCGGGGCAUGCCCAGCAAGAUUACGCUCUACCUCCGGCGCAAGCCCGACGUUAUAGACAUCACCAUCAUCACUCCGUCUGGGUUCCAACGGUCGGGCAAGCCCGCGACCAUUCUGCUGGGGGUGAAGCGGGACACCACCAUCCGCAACGUCAAGGAGCGCAUCAGGAGCAGCACCGGAGUCCGCCGAGACAACAUUCGGCUCUGCUUCCUGGGCACCGUGCUGGGAGUCACCGGCGACGAGGCCAACUCUGAUGAGGAGCAGGCCAAGGUCUACUACUUCAUCGGCCUCAUCAACCCCCAAUUCUGUAGUAGUUGGCACCUGCCAUCAUCACAACAGGAGGCGAAGACGCUGGCCGACUUUGGCGUCUACGACGGCAGCAGCCUCAUCUGGAGCAGGGGACGCAAAACACUCACGCUUGAUGCGACUCCGGCACAUCUCAUCGCCCAGAUCAAGACCCUUAUCGAAGCCAAGGAGGGUAUUCCUGCUGACCAGCAGCGCCUUGUGUUUGCCGGGAGACAGCUGGAUGACGACAUCUGUCUCGGCGACUAUACCAUCGACCGCGAGUCCACCCUCCAGCUUGUGAUUCGGCUUCGCGGAGGGGGGAUGACGGCGGGAAGCUUGUUCGUCGAUGUGUCCAACACGAACGCGUUGGAGCGGCGGCAGUGGUCCUCGAAAGCCCCGCAGUGGCGCAUAGUGAAGCCGGGGCUGAGCGUGGAGGGCGUGUGCACCAACCGCGGGUGCGAGGCCUUCGACCAAUCUGUGAUCAUCAACCAGCUCCACGGCACCUUCGACCUCCUGCUCGACGCCCACACGUGUCACUGCCCCAUAUGUGGAUCGUACGUGGAGCCGGCGACGUGCGCCUUCAACAACUGCUGGUGGAAGUGGAGCGGCAUCAAGAAGGGAGCCCGGGCUGGACAGCCGCCUCUCCAUAUCGUGUGGCUGCGUCUGAGCAAACAACAACCCUGGGAGCAGGCCGACAACGCCUACCAUCGCUUCUCCGAGGAGAAGGCCGGCACCGUCGAGUGGCUGCGCCUGCUCAUCCACACCAAGCGCAUCCAAGAAUGCGAGGGUGCGGCGGCGCCGAGAAGACCCUUCGAAAUGUUCUGCUGCAUCUGCAUCUGCGACAUCACGGCGACGGAGGAGGUGAAGACGCUCGCGUGCGGCCACGCCUUCCACCCUCCGUGCGUCGACGAGUGGACCGGCCGCUCGCCCACCUGCCCCUACUGUCGACGCGACCUCUGA
Acanthamoeba castellanii str. Neff is the source of this 1725-nucleotide messenger RNA. Its product is annotated as ubiquitin domain containing protein. Bases 1 to 1725 code for a protein of 574 amino acids. Gene Ontology annotation, biological process: protein ubiquitination; modification-dependent protein catabolic process. The transcript is spliced from 12 exons. NCBI's taxonomy places the organism in Eukaryota, Discosea, Longamoebia, Acanthamoebidae. Gene Ontology annotation, molecular function: ubiquitin protein ligase binding; protein tag activity. Gene Ontology annotation, cellular component: cytoplasm; nucleus. The record is from RefSeq and is a predicted model, not a curated record.